CGCUCUUCUUCCGUCGCGUCAGUUCCAACAUGGCGGCGCCCGAUGUCGCCGCCGGAGUGGAGGGAGGCACCAGUUUGUCCGAAUCACCCACCGGAGAGGUGAAGAGACCCCAGUUCGGGACGCGGUUCCUUUCGGACCCGCGGCAGGUCUUCCAGCACAACGCCUGGGACAAUGUCGAGUGGUCUGAGGAGCAAGAAAGAGCCGCCAAGGAGAAGGUGUCAGAGAACAGCCAACCACUUCCUCUGGAGAAACAAGAGGAGUAUGACAGUCGGGCCAGUGAUUACUGGAAUGACUUUUACACGGUCCAUGAAAACCGUUUUUUCAAGGACCGACACUGGCUGUUCACUGAGUUCCCAGAGUUGGCCCCUCAGUUCAGCCUGAGCCACGAAUCCCAUCCUGAGGUCUCUGGCACAGACGGCGUGCAGCGGAAUCGCUUGGAUCAGGAGCAAUGCGGAGAAACCGCUGCUCUGCCUCACGCUGAUGGUGACUUCCCAGGCUCCUCUGCCACAUAUCGAAUUCUGGAGGUUGGCUGCGGUGUGGGCAACACGGUUUUUCCAAUACUGAAAACCAACAAUGAUCCGGGACUCUUCGUUUACUGCUGUGAUUUCUCCAGCACUGCUGUGGAGUUAGUUAAGACUAAUCCAGAGAGUGACCCAGGGCGCUGCUUUGCCUUUGUUCAUGACUUGAGUGAUGUGGAAGCCAAUUACCCUGUGCCCGAUGGAACCCUUGAUGUUAUAGUGCUUAUCUUUGUGCUAUCAGCGUUGCAUCCCAAUAAGAUGCAGGCGUCGAUCAGUAGAUUAGCACGGCUGUUGAAGCCCGGGGGAGUGAUGCUGCUCAGAGACUAUGGUCGCUAUGACAUGGCACAACUACGAUUUAAGAAAGGACGGUGUUUGUCAGAAAACUUUUACGUCCGAGGAGAUGGAACAAGAGUGUAUUUUUUUACUCAAGAUGAACUUCACGAGCUAUUUAUCGGAGCAGGGCUUGAAAAGGUUCAAAACCUUGUGGACAGAAGGCUACAGGUGAACAGAGGAAAGCAGCUCACCAUGUACAGGGUGUGGAUCCAGUGCAAGUACCGCAGGGCUCCAAUUCAGGGAGAGACCACCGGCCUGGCAUGACCUUCAGCCUGAAACCAAAGCAGCGCUGGCGUCUUUCUGACAAUUUGUGGAAGCGAGGCGCUCCGUUGAAGAGGAUGCAACUGGAUAGUUUAAUUGCUUACUUUUAAACUUUCCCAGCUGGAUUUAUGUUGAUAGAUUUGUUUAAUGAGUGGCGCCGCAGUACAAGCUUGAUGAUUUCUCAUUUUCCUCUGAUGAGCUCAGUGAUGUGAGAAAGGGCUGGCGUUUUUAUUCUGGCAGAUGCUGUUUUUAAAUUGGCUGACAUUUUGUAGCACACUUCAAUUUAUAGAAAACACUUAAUUACCUUUUUUUUAUACAAUAAAUAAAAACCUGUGUCAUGUUGA
Molecule: messenger RNA, 1456 nt
Organism: Betta splendens (Siamese fighting fish)
Lineage: Eukaryota; Metazoa; Chordata; Actinopteri; Anabantiformes; Osphronemidae
Gene: mettl2a
Product: methyltransferase 2A, methylcytidine
Exons: 9
Coding region: 30-1115 (361 amino acids)
Molecular function (GO): tRNA (cytidine-N3)-methyltransferase activity
Source: RefSeq, a predicted model, not a curated record